AGGGUUGGGUUGAAUUGAGAGAGUGGAGAGAACAGAGAUCUAGUGAGUAGAGAAACAGUAUCUUUCUCUGUCUCUGUUUCUGUUUCCCUUGGCCUCUUACUGUCAGAAGCAGCACUGUUACACUUCCCUGCAACUGCAGUUCAUCCAACUCAACCAACUCUCUUUACCAGAGAAAGUAGUUUGCAUGAGGUGAUUUUGUUGGAUUUGGAGAAUAUGGGGAGAGGCAGAGGAAAGGGUAAAAAGUUAAGUGUUGGCAAUGAUGAAGAUGGUGUUAUAAGUGGGGAGGAAGAGAGGGUUCCGAAGCAAAAAAGAAGAGGAAGGCCACAAAAAGUGUUGAAGGAUGAGUUUGAUGAAGAAGAAAUUGAGGAAAUGGAAGAUGAUGGCAGUGGUGACAGCAUGAAGAAUCCCAACAGCACAAAACAAGGAAGAAAAAAAAAACGAAAUUAUGAGGAAAAAGUAGAAGCUGGUGAGGAGAAAAGUGGGGUUAGAAUUGGAUCAAACAUGGAUGGCUUAACAAAGUGUAAUGGAUUUAGACAGAAUGGAAGCAGGCGAAAAAGUAAGCCUCGACGAGCUGCAGAAGCUGGUGUGCUCUGUAAGCAAGACUAUGCUUGAAAAACCUUUCUUUCUUCUCAUUUCUUUCAUUUUUUUUUUUUGGUUUGAAGGAUUCAUUGCUGCUAUUUUUCUAUUUAUAUUUUGAGAUUGAAUCGGGAAAUUUACUGCUAUGCUUGUAGGUUUCUCUGUUAAAAUGUAAUUUUUGGUUUCUGCUAUAUAUGGAAACAACUGUUUGUAGUUCAUUCCAAUUACAAGUCCUUGGGCUAUUCUGUAUUUGGAUCAAAUUCACUUUAUUGCAGAAAAAGAUAUAAAAAUUAAAAUUAAUUCUUUAUAGGUUAAAGUUAAUUUAUAUACAAGUUAAUUCAUAUAUAAUUAAAAUUACUCUUCCAACCAAAGUACACUGAUAUUGAUUUGACUGCAUCUCAAUCUGUCAUAGUAAAAAUAAUAGCAAUAAUUUAUAUAUAUAUUAUUUAUUUUUCCUUUUUUUUCACGUAAUAUAAUCUAUAAAUCUAUUUCUCUAGUACAUAUUAAGUGUUCAUGAAUAUUUUUUAGGUUUAAUAGGUUCGGAGGUCCCUAUAUUUGCGGGUUCGUUUCAGUUGGGUCCUCCAAUUUUUAAAGUGAUCAAUUGGGUCCCUAAUUUGGUAAAUGUGAUUCAAUUAUAGGAUCUUCGUUAAAUGUAGUUAACGUACGUUAACUUUGUUAUGAAGUGGAAGCUGAGCAUCCAGGUGGCAUCCUUCGUGGAUUUUUUUCAUUUUUAGAAAUUAUUAACUAAUGUUAAAUAUAUUAAUAAAUAAAAAUAUAAUUAGAAAUUAUUAAACAUAUCAAGUAAUGUUUCGUUUUUUGGGUAGCUUCUGUCUGAGUAAUUGGGGAAAUCUGCGAAGUUAGGGUUCGUUGGAGGUGUUCUGGCAUUUGGGAAGCACCGCUUUUGCGUGAGAAAUUACUCAGCCAUACCCUUUCGUUUUAUGAAAUUGUAGUGCUGUAUCGGUGGUUUCGAGUAAAAGCUUGUAACAUUUGGUGGUGAAUCACGUGGAGGAGUUUCGCGGAGGUCGUUGGAGGUGUAGCACGUGUCCAGGGCUUAAUGCAAGCUUUUGAAGAGGUGCUCCCUACAGUUGAUCAUCGGUUUUGUGUUAGGCACCUGUACGCAAAUUUCAGGAAAAAAUUCCCUUCAAAGCAGCUAAAGCGGAUGAUGUGGAAGGCAGCUACAGCAACUCAUCCACAAGCCUGGGAAACCGAAAUGAGAAAUAUAAAGGAAGUCAAUCUCGAGGCAUUCAAAUACCUUAUAAAAAUUCCUCCAAGAUACUGGUCACGAUCAAGGUUUACGACCAAUGCUAAGUGUGAUACUUUGGUAAACAACAUGUCAGAGGCAUUCAACAGUGUAAUGCUGCAUACAAGGUCAAAGCCAAUCAUAACCAUGUUGGAGGAUAUCCGCCUUUACUUGAUGAACAGAUGGGCAACAAACCGAACAAAAAUAGCCUCAUUGUCUGGGGUGAUUUGUCCAAAAAUCAAGAGUAGACUUAAUAAGGAGUCCCGGCUAACCAAAUUUUGGAUUCCAAGCUGGUCAGCACUGCAGUUGUUUGAAGUUCGUCAUGUGUCCCAAGUUGGUGACAAGUUUAUAGUUGAUAUAGACAAAGUUGAAUGCACAUGCAGGAAAUGGGCUAUCUCGGGCAUUCCAUGCUGUCAUGCGUUGGCUGUUAUGAAGUUUCUGAAUUUAGAUGCAGAUGAUUUCAUCCCUGUUUGUUUUAGGAAGUCAACAUACCAAGAAAUCUACUCUUCCAUUGUGUAUCCAGUUAAUGGUCAGAAUAUGUGGGAAAUUACCCCAUAUAAUGAUGUGCUCCCUCCAAAAAAGAGAAUAUUGCCAGGGAGGCCUAAGAAGAAAAGAAGGUUGCAGGAAUGGGAGUUAGUCAAGGACGACACAAGAAUGAGGAAGGGUGGCAUGCAUAAAAGAUGUGGCAUUUGUAAGGAGGUGGGUCACAACAGAACUUCUUGCCAGAAAUCAACCCAAGAUGGUGAACUGAACCCUGACCAAACACAACAAAGCAACCCAACAAAUGAAGAAAACAUACCAUCAUCAAAUCAGCCUUAAUCAAUUCUGAUCGUGAACCUUUUCUGAUGUAAACAAUUCUGAUCGUAAACAAUUCUGAUGUAAACCUCCUAGUUUUGUAAUUAUGUAAAAAAUUCUGAUGUAAACAAUUCUGAUCGUGAACCUUUUCUGAUUAAUACCAGUUUGCUAUAAUGA
Messenger RNA from Vigna angularis (adzuki bean), 2788 nucleotides. RefSeq lists its product as uncharacterized. Bases 1631 to 2635 code for a protein of 334 amino acids. NCBI's taxonomy places the organism in Eukaryota, Viridiplantae, Streptophyta, Magnoliopsida, Fabales, Fabaceae. The transcript has 5 exons. Gene Ontology annotation, molecular function: zinc ion binding. The record is from RefSeq and is a predicted model, not a curated record.